Molecule: messenger RNA, 2571 nt
Organism: Hevea brasiliensis (rubber tree)
Lineage: Eukaryota; Viridiplantae; Streptophyta; Magnoliopsida; Malpighiales; Euphorbiaceae
Product: transcription factor PHYTOCHROME INTERACTING FACTOR-LIKE 15
Exons: 8
Coding region: 280-2028 (582 amino acids)
Biological process (GO): regulation of DNA-templated transcription
Molecular function (GO): protein dimerization activity; DNA-binding transcription factor activity
Source: RefSeq, a predicted model, not a curated record
CUUUUCCUUGUCCUUAACCAUUGUUAUUGUUGUUUUCCUGUUCUUAAUCUCCUCUAUAAAGAAAAAAGACGAGAAUGGAAUAAACAUCUUUUACAGAUGUUUUCAGGGUAAUGCUUUGGAAUCCCUGUAACGAUAAUCUAACUGAGAAAAUUUUCGUCCGUUUAUUUACCAUUUCUGAAAAACAUAUAAUCUGUUCAUCUCAAUCACAGACGAAAGCCUGUAUCAAUUUCAACCCAUUUUAGGAUCACCACCGGUCGUGUUUUGGCAAAUUUAGCUUCCAUGGCUGAUAAGUUUGUGGAAUUGGUGUGGGAAAAUGGUCAGAUUCUGAUGCGUGGACGGUCCAAUAGUCCAUCAUGCAUAACUUACUCUUCUCUUCACUCUACCGAACCUCAUGCUAAGACUCGUGCUGCAGAAACCUACACUUCAAAGGGACCAAGUUUGGGAACUGAGAAUUCUGUGCUGGAUUUGGAUGAUUCUCCUUUGACGGAUCUUCCAGAUCGUAAGGAACUCUCCAAGCAUAAGCGUUCUGUACAAGAUCAUCACCAUUCUGAUCACCUGUUUCCCGGUUUCUACAAAAACAAUUUCAAUUUUUGUCUGGAAACACCCCGAAAUAAAACUUAUGAUGAGUAUCUCGCAGAGUCUCAAAUAGUACCCGAAUGCAAAGACGAAAGUUUGAAGCUGGAAAAUAAUGCAUCUCCAGUGGAAAUUCCACAGCUUACAACAGCUAAGAAUGGACAGUUACAUGAGUCUUCUUUGCAGCAAUGCCACGCCUCAGUUUCAAUUAGUAGAUCAAUUGCGAUUGGAAGCCUAAAUAUGUCUUCAAUGGGUAGAUUGCCCAACUCGAAUUUGCAGCAGCUUAAUUCAAGACCUGAUAAAGAUUUUGGGUUAAGGAACUUCUCCCUAUUCUUAAGACCUGGAGUGCUCUCCAAAGCCGAUGACCAGCACCAAGGUGCAACAGAAUCUGCAGUUGGUCCAAGUUCAUUAAGAGUUCAGGAUUUAAAAAGCAACAAGGAUAAAACUCCUGCAGGUGACAAAGCACUAGCACUGGAGCCAGGAAUUGGUUCAACAAGUGCUAAAGAUAUCCACAAACAUCAAGAUCUAGUCACAAUUAAAACAGACCAGACACAGCAGAUUGGUAAUCCUUCGGACGAGUCACCCCCAGAUGAGCUAUCCGAAGCCCCUGUCCAAAAAAAUGCCAUUAAAAGCAAGCGUUUCGAAGACCAAUUAUUUCCUAGUUCAACCUCAAGCUUACCAGCAAAUACGGUAAAGGGAAAUCCUGAUAGAGAAAAAUCUAAAGAUCAAUUGGCUGCGGCUACUUCAAUAUGCUCUCGGGGGGCCUCAAAUGAUAUAAGUUAUUCUUCUUUGAGGAGGAAAAAUAAAGACGAGGAAAUGAUGGCGUCUCCAAGCGAAAUUGCUGAGGGAGAUCAACAAGUGCCAAAACCAGCGGCUGCUCGUGCAGGUGCCAAAAGAAGACGUUCAGAAGUUCAUAAACAGUCUGAAAGGAAAAGAAGAGAUAAGAUCACCAAGAAGAUGCGUGCAUUGCAAGCUCUCAUACCUAAUUCCAGCAAGGUGGAUAUAGCUUCAAUGCUUGACCAGGCAAUUGAGUAUCUGAAGACCCUUGAGCUUCAACUACAGGUAAUGUCACAGGGAACCGGGUUUUGUAUGCCUCCAAUGAUUGUACCAACUGGAAUGCAACACAUACAGAUGCAGGCAACAAAUUUUGCUCAUUUCUCCACCAUGGGGUUAGGAAUGGCUAUGAGAAUGCCUAUGGGUGUUGGUUGCAGCCCAGCGAUAUUCUCAAACUCAGCUAUGCUUGGGUUUCCUGCACGUCAGGUACUACCUAUGCCAUUGUCACUGGUACCGUUCAUUCCUUUUGCUGGAUGGCCUUCCACUUAUGCAGUUCCUGUAUCUGCUACUUCUGGAGCGGCCACGCCCGUGGAACUUAUGCGCUCUGGUUCUGCUCCUUCAUUAAGUUCUAAGGAUGCAGUCAUUCAGAACAUUAACUCUGAAACGAGCAACACGCGGUAGGCUCAAAGAUCCAAAGCAUCAAUUCAGGCGACAUGAGAGAGUCCCCAUCAUCAAACUUUCUUCAAUCUGAUUCCAUUGAUAAUGAUAGCCAAUACUGGGCUACCUGCACCCCACUUUCCUGGGAUGCAGUUGAUUGUGCUUAAUAAGAUCGACUAGAGUCAUCUCCAGAAUUACGCGUUUUCUUGUUUAUAGCCUGAAUUGAAUCAUCACAAGAUAACCCUGGAGCUGCUCAACAAUAUUCUCUUCUGCGACAUUCAACCAUCGAACUUAAGGCAGUCGAAUCAGAUCAAGACUUCUGAAAACCACCAACCAGGCACCAGCUGAGGGCUGGAUUUUGCCCAAGUGGUUAUAAUCUCUCCAAGGUUGUUGCUCGAUCAUUUGCACAUUAUCAUGGGAAUCAACCGAGUGAAGGAAACAUUAGGGUUUAUGAAUAAAAUAGGGUGUGUGAAGACUUCUUUUCAAUUUGGAAUUUUGGUGUAUCUAUAAUGUAAACUCGAUUUCGAUAAUGAAUUUUAUAAUUAUUAAAUUAAAUUUUUAUAUAAA